This is a messenger RNA of Carassius carassius (crucian carp), 3831 nucleotides long. RefSeq names its product potassium voltage-gated channel, subfamily H (eag-related), member 6b (gene kcnh6b). Gene Ontology annotation, molecular function: inward rectifier potassium channel activity. The coding region runs from base 540 to 3173 and encodes 877 amino acids. Lineage: Eukaryota; Metazoa; Chordata; Actinopteri; Cypriniformes; Cyprinidae. The record is from RefSeq and is a predicted model, not a curated record. Gene Ontology annotation, cellular component: membrane. Gene Ontology annotation, biological process: regulation of ventricular cardiac muscle cell membrane repolarization; membrane repolarization during action potential; regulation of heart rate by cardiac conduction. The transcript has 12 exons.
ACAUAUUCAAUCUUUUCAUUAAAAGGUCAGUCCUGAGGGCAAAAGCACUCUGUUGAUUCAACAGUCUGAAAACGCCAAUAAGAAAUAAUUGUGCCUUCAUGUAAUUGAUUUGUUUCUAAGAGUUUAUUUCACUGUGGCAGCUGUCUGGUUCACACUGACAGGAUUUUGUCCACGUGAGACUUUGUUUGUCAAUGUUCUGGGUCGAGUCAUUAGAGGACGACCCUAUCAGACAUUUCAAAGUGUUUGUACAGGAAGGGCAUUUGGAUUAUGUACCAUAUAAAGCCGGGCCAGUAACAUAACUCAGCGGUAACUCGGCGGGAACGGACAGAAUGCAGCACUUGCAUGGUAAGAGAGAGUUUAUACUGUAGUGUGCAGUGUCUUUCUGUUAAGGUCAGAUGUAGAACAAAAGCAAGGAUGAAGACAUCAACAGUGACGUAAGAGAAGCUUCCACACAUCAAGACAAUGUUUCUUUAAAGGAUUUACAGUGGAUAUUAGAAUUGAAGUCCAGUUUGUGGAACUCUACCUCCAGAUCUGAGCGGAUGAAAGCUUUUUCUUCAUUCGAACUAAACCUGCGUCGACCCAGGCCAUCCAAUAACUCAACAGCAGCCUGCAACAUCGAGCUUGUUACUCCAAGGGUGAAGGAGCGCACACAGAACGUGACAGAGAAGGUCACGCAGGUCCUGUCUCUAGGUGCAGAUGUUUUGCCCGAGUACAAGCUCCAGGCUCCAGACAUCCACAAGUGGAUCAUGCUGCACUACAGUCCUUUCAAGGCCAUGUGGGACUGGAUCAUUCUUCUGCUAGUGCUCUACACAGCAGUCUUCACUCCGUACUCUGCUGCUUUCCUCCUCAAUGAGCUGGAGCAGGAGAAGAGAAAAAUCUGUGGUUACACUUGUAACCCUUUAAAUGUAGUUGACGUGAUAGUGGACGUUCUGUUCAUCAUAGACAUCGUUAUUACCUUCAGGACGACAUACGUGAAUCAUAACGAUGAGGUGGUGACCCAUCCCAAGCUCAUCGCCAUCCACUAUAUCAAAGGCUGGUUUCUCAUCGACAUGGUGGCCGCGAUUCCAUUUGAUCUGCUCAUCUUCAGGUCUGGAUCAGAUGAGACAACGGCCACUCUCAUUGGCCUACUGAAGACAGCUCGUCUGCUGCGCUUGGUCCGGGUAGCCAGAAAAUUAGAUAGAUACUCAGAGUAUGGAGCUGCAGUCCUCUUCUUGCUCAUGUGCACCUUUGUGCUGAUUGCUCAUUGGUUGGCGUGUAUCUGGUAUGCCAUUGGUCAUGUGGAGAGGCCUUACAUGAAGACAGGCUGGCUGGAUAACCUGGCCGACCAACUGGGGAAGCAUUACAAUGACAGUGAUGCCAGCUCGGGACCCUCCAUUCAGGAUAAAUACGUCACUGCACUAUAUUUCACCUUUAGUAGUCUGACCAGCGUGGGCUUUGGGAACAUCUCUCCAAACACCAACUCGGAGAAGAUUUUUUCAAUCUGUGUCAUGCUCAUUGGCUCUCUUAUGUAUGCCAGCAUAUUCGGGAAUGUCUCUGCAAUAAUUCAGAGGCUUUAUUUGGGAACAACACGCUAUCACACCCAGAUGCUGCGGGUUAAAGAGUUUAUCCGCUUCCAUCAGAUACCUGGAGAACUGAGGCAGAGACUGGAGGAAUAUUUCCAACACGCCUGGUCCUACACCAGUGGCAUCGAUAUGAAUGCAGUCCUGAAAGGUUUUCCUGAGUGUUUGCAAGCUGAUAUUUGCUUGCAUCUGAAUCGUAGUCUGCUGCAGAACUGUAAGGUAUUCCGGGGGGUGAGUAAAGCAUGUCUGAGAGCUCUUGCCAUGCGCUUCAAAACCACUCACUCGCCACCUGGUGACACCCUCUAUCACCACGGCGACGUGAUCAAAGCCCUCCACUUCAUCUCCCGUGGUUCCAUUCAAGUGUCUCAACAUAACAUUGUGCUGGCUAUCUUGGGGAAGAAUGAUGUCUUUGGGGAGCCUAUAAAUCUUUAUACAGAUCCUGGUCACAGUAACGCUGAUGUUACUGCACUCACCUACUGUGACCUUCACCGUAUCCAAAGAGAUGACCUUCUAGAGGUGCUGGACAUGUACCCUGCAUUUGGCGAGAGCUUUCGGAGGAACCUAGAAAUCACCUUUAACCUACAAGACGCUGAACAGAUGAUGACCAGUGAAAAUCUGGACUGUGGAUACAAUAUGAAUGGCAUACGACACCACCAAAACUCAAUAGACAGACGCAACAGGCCAGAUGGAAUGGACCAGAAUGACUCGUACCCAUCUCGGAUGUGUUCGGCCCUGGGUCACCAUCAUUCUCCAACCGCUCACAUGCACUGGGAGGAGCUGUGGAGCUGUGGAAGCUCUACACUGCAGUCCAGUGAAAACCUCAGCAAAUCUCCCAUCAGCCCCUGUGAGCUGUACACCUCAGAUGCAGAUCAUCUGGACUACCCCUCUUCUGUUGUGAGACUAAUACCACUGCGAGGUGCUUCUGGGGUCAGGAGAGAGCCUGGCAUGCAUAUGGGGCAUUUGGCUCCUCCUCCAUCUGGAUUGUACCAUUACUGGCCUGACCACCAGGCAGCUCAUUUCACUGAACAGACUCGGCGCCCCCUAUCUGUCCGGACCUCAUUCCCACCACCGCUAUUUGAGCAUCAACCCAGUGAACUUGAGUCCAGACUGGAGCUACUGCAGACCCAACUCAAUAGACUGGAGACCAGAAUGACAGCAGACAUCAGUGUGAUCCUUCAGCUUCUCCAGCGACAGAUUGCUCCAGUGGCCCCAGCAUAUAGCACUGUAUUACCUGAGAACCACCCUCCUGACCCUGCUGUACUGUAUGGAAGAGGCAGCCCAGUACUUCACAGCAUGUACCUGAUCCCAAACAUUCAGCUGGACAGUAGAAAUGCCACUAUUCAGAGUUCAGCCCAGCCAGAUUCCAUAUUCAAGUCAAAUUCCCAGGGUUCUCUGUCCAGUGGUGUUCACAUGGGAGCUGCGUCAGACGAUUGUGUACCCGAUAAACUGGAAACGAAUGCUGUUUCAGCCCCAGCCCUUCAGCCCAUUUUGAUAGAUGCACCACGCCUCUGUUCGUCCCUCCACUUUCCCACAUUGCCUGGCAACCUGGACACUUCGUCACACCUGGAAGAAAUUCCCAAACACAUGUCUGACCCUGCCUUACCGGUCAGCUAAAAUCAUAACACACCAUCAAUCGGAUUAUCGUAACAUAACAAUGAGAACACAUCCAGACACAGUCACAGUCAACCCAGCUUUAUUCUGUUGUGGAUGUUACGAAGACCAUGCAAAUUGACCAUCUUGGUUAACCAUGUGUUGCUGCCCAUCAGUUAGGACAACCUUAAACCAGCAAAAACACUCAAGCUUCUCAGCAAUCAAAGACAGAUAACAAACAUUUAAAUACAAACACUACAAGACAAAAUCCUACAAAAGCCACAACAUAAGCAUCUCAAACCUCAAGAUGAAUGUCAGUGACCAUUGAUGGCAUGUUGUACAUGCAGUGAGACUCAGGAAACAGUCACAGUACAGUAAUGUUUUGAAAUGAUACAGUAAACCUAACCAAAUAAUGCCUCUUUAUGUCUGGAGUAUUCUGUGUAUUCGCUGUAAUUAAAACAAUGUUUAAUACCUUUUUUGUAGUCAAGAAUUUUCUCUUUACAGAAAGUGUUUAAAAAAGUCCAAAAGAGAAUAAUUAGCAGGAAUACAAAUAUACUUUUAGAAUAGCGGUUAAGAUAUUUAAGUAUUUUCACUAUGUUGCUUUAAAUGACUGAAAACGCUUCAAAUUAAAAGAGAAAUAAGACUAUUUAGGGUGCUGUUCUUUAAAGAUCCACCAGAUUUA